Messenger RNA from Ostrea edulis (European flat oyster), 1831 nucleotides. RefSeq lists its product as uncharacterized. Lineage: Eukaryota; Metazoa; Mollusca; Bivalvia; Ostreida; Ostreidae. The coding region runs from base 94 to 1770 and encodes 558 amino acids. The transcript has 4 exons. The record is from RefSeq and is a predicted model, not a curated record.
UUAGAUUUCACGCUCCAACAUUUUAACUUGCUUCAUCGCGUCAACAGGUUUAAAGGGCAUUUAUGAUCUCAUUCAACAAUGACUUUCCUUUAAAUGGUGUGCAGGGUAUGUACCCUAGUGGUAGAAAUGACCAUCGUUGUGUCCACUCGUCUGAUUUUAUCUUGUUACGUAAUCAUCAGUACCUUGGAAUUUUCACAGCUUCAAUCGUUGUUCAAUGAAGAUGACUUCCGUUGCGAAGAGAGGAGGUUUUCGAGGAUGGUUGACAGAUUGGAAAUUAAUCACGAAAAAAUAAAGGCUCUGGAAACUCAAAUCAGUAGUGUUGACCUUAAGAAUCAACACAAUACAGAACAAAAUAAUGUCAGAAUUUCUAAACUGGAAGAAAACGUUCAGCGUUUGACAAACAAAACCGAUACAGAACAAAAUAAUGUCAGAAUUUCUAAACUGGAAGAAAAAGUGAACAGCUUGACAAACAAAACCGAUUCCGUGCGGCUGAUGGGGAGGGAGUUUUACCUAGUUUACCCCCCUCUGUUUGUGGAUGAUGGCCAUAGUUACUGUGUCCUGUACGUGGUGUCUAUAGGCGCCGGAUCCUGCAAUGUGGCUCUACCACUGCUCAACAAGAGUCACACGCUAGAACUAAAACACGGGGAAAACCAACUCUUUCUGCCAGCAUCAUACAUGGCGCUUGAAAACCAAGUGGAGGGAAAGGGAGUCCACAUUGAGUGUGAUGUUUUCGUCAAUGUCUACGCCGCCAAACACGACAGAUACACCAAAAUAGUAUUUUUGGUUUUACCAAUACAUUUUAGAUUCCAUUAUGAGUACAGAUAUGUUCCCUCUAUUCAACCAAACCCUGUUUCUGAAUCACGUGCAUAUCUUUAUAACAGUACCUUAUCUAUAGUAUCUAGCGGCGAUCACAAUAUAGUGCAAAUAAAACUGAAUGUAACGGAGGAGGGGGCAAUUCAUAUUCGUGGCCAGGAUUAUGCAUACAACGAGAGUAUACAACUAACAAUGAACAAAUAUGAAUCUGUUGUCAUUUCCAAUUCCAUGGAUUUGACCGGAAGUACUAUAUCUUCUAUCGAUCCCAUAUCCGUUGCGACGGGUAACAAAUGUGGACGAUUAAACGACAGUUAUGCAUGUAAUGGAAUGAAUUUCGUGAUUCCUGUGGAUAACUCGCGUGAUAUUACCGGGUACGAUACGGAACACGGAUUCAUCACACCUUUUUUCGCUUCGUUCGUGAGAGGUUACAAAGUAAGGAUAGUAUCCACGAGACCUGACUAUCGCCUGCAGUACAGAUUAGGACACGAAGAUAAACUGGAGACCAUCUUUGUUCAAAGUGAUUAUAUAGAUAUUGAUGUGGAUUCAAAUAUUCCCGUUUAUAUCCGGACGAGUCGAUUUGUGUCUGUCACUGUGAUAACGCCGGGAAAAUGUAAUACGGACGGAAUUGGUACCGCCUUCAUGUUGUACAUUCCAGAUCAGCGGGCCCUUCUGACGGAGUAUCACUUCGCGGUGCCUGACCUCAAUACGACGAGCUUUAUAACAGUAAUAGACAGAAACGUUUCUAAUAUACGACUUGACGAUAAAACUAUAGAUGGGGAGAGAAAAACUAUUUAUGACAUCAAUGCAAAUCCAUUUGAAGUGGUAGCCUUAGCAAUACAAACUGGAUAUCAUGUGGUCAGAAAUAUUUUACAAGAACCUUUUUCUUUAUAUGUUUACGGAAAGCAAAAACCUAAUCUCGGAUACGGUUAUGUUGCAGGAUUCAAAAUCGAAAAAUGAAUUACCAUGUAAUGUUGUGUUGUGAUGAGAUUAUUCAAUAUUAAAGGAAUUCGUUUUAAAA